Juglans microcarpa x Juglans regia is the source of this 192-nucleotide messenger RNA. Its product is annotated as UPF0329 protein ECU05_1680/ECU11_0050. Lineage: Eukaryota; Viridiplantae; Streptophyta; Magnoliopsida; Fagales; Juglandaceae. The transcript has 2 exons. The record is from RefSeq and is a predicted model, not a curated record. The coding region runs from base 1 to 177 and encodes 58 amino acids.
AUGAAGUUCUUAUUCCAGUGUCCGUGCUGCUCUUGUUUCUGCUUCAUGAAGCCCAAGAAGGGCCAGGCAAAAGUGAAGGAAGCAAAGGAAGAGAAGAAGAAGGAAGCCAAGGAAGAGAAGAAAGAAGAGAGAAGGAAGGAGCCGAGGGACAAAGCUCGAAGAAAAGAAAGGGUAUAGGAGAAAAGAGGGGAU